AGGUUCUACGAAUUAAAUAUUUUACAGAUUAGUCAGCAAUCACAAUCAUAAUUGGCGGCUCUUUUGAAGUUGCCUAGUGGCUUGACAUCUUGUUAAUCAACUUAAAGCCAAUAAUCACGCUUAUGUAAGGAUCAUGGCUUCUUUGAAGAAAGUUAUUCAGAAUACAUGGCCAACAAAGAGAUUUAUAACGGGGGUCGGGAAAGAAAACUUCGGUUUUAUUGGAACACCAGCAUCAAAACAGGCUAAAAAGAACAACAUGCAGGGAGAAAUCAAAAUCAAGAGCGAUGUCGAUGCAGGUGGACACUUCCUAAGAAGACAAACCAGUCUAACUCAGUCAGUCAGGGAUGUGAUGGGCACCUUUAGACAGAAAUUGAAAAAGUCCACACGACAAAGAAAGCGCCUUCAACAAAGUGUGAGUUCACCAGGCACGCCUAGCAGUAAGAAAGCAACAAGAAGAAGUACCGGUACUCCAACACGUAGGGGAGGUUACAGAGAAGUACGUAUGUACUCACCUUUUAGCAUUGAAACUGUCAACCCUUCACCAGCCGGUUUCAGACAGGGACGCAGAAAUAAAUGGUUUGACAUUGAAACUCCGACCCGUCUCCGCAAGGAAGUGGAAGAUUUGACAGCCAACAUGCAGGCCCUGAUCAACCUGACACCCAACACACUCAAGUCAAGAGCCUCAAGGAGGUCUCUGAACCAGCCUGCUACUCCAUCUACACUGAAGACUCAAAGCUCUAAGAGAUUCACAGACGUGUAGACAUAAAGCCACCCUGGAACCACCGAGAGAGAGAGAUGGAGAGAGAAUGUCGGCUUUUCACUUUUGCAAAAUGUGUGUGCCAAUUUGGUUUUUGUUGUUGAUGGGUUGUACGAAGCAUUCACUAAUGUACAGUAAGCACUUGUUAGAGGCUUCAUCCACAUCCUUUGUACAUGUAUUAUGUUAUUACUUUGACAAAAAUAUGAGACUUGGUCUGGGAAAACAGGGCUUAAUGCAUGUGCAUAAAGUGUCGGCUUAAGGCUAAAAAGGGGCGACACUUUCCGCCUAAACUGGGCUUUCCCUAAGAAGACCUUCUUUAACUAAAUAAUACCACGAAGCGGCAAGUGUUGUUCCUGCUUAGCCUGUGCAGACUGCACAGGCUUAUCUGGGACAACACUUUACGCACAUAAAUUUUGGCCUGUUUUUCCACAGCUCAUAUUCAUCAUGACUUUGUAAACGUGCUAAAAAACAUUUCAUUCAUUUCCUUGACAACGUGCCAUGCAUGACUUUGAAGAUGAAGACUUUACACAUGAUACUUAUUUAUAAUUUUGCAACCUUAACCUCACACCUGGUGUUCUGUUAGCAUAAAUACCAUGCUAAAGUUUUGUCUUGAACAUGUAUUCCUUUUUUAGUCAUUGCACAUGUUUAACCAGUUUUAUAAUAUAAUGAAAGUCUGUUGGUGUGAUGACAAAGAUUUUCUUUUUAACUUUAAAAUGUUUAAAGUUUUAAAGAAAAAAAUGAAGAUUUUCUGCACGUGUGCAUGGGUCUUUCCAAUCAAUCUGUAAGUUAAUAAUUUAUCUGUCAAUGAAAAUAUAAAUACCUCAUAGGGUCACCUUGUGCAAAUUGCACUUUAAGCACAACAUUCGUGUCAACAGCUGUCCACAGUUCAAAGGUCAAGAUCACAUUCAUAGGUCACAGAAAUUCAACAUUUAUCAAGCAUUGGAAAAUAACUGACCACAAAAUGUAGGACGAUAUGUUGUGAGCAACAUUGGUGUCCAUAGCUUAAAGGUCAAGGUCACACUUAGCAGUAGGUCAAAUAUGGGGUGGGCAUGUUUUUUUGUCACGUGUCUUCAUUUCAAACACUUUUCCAUAAAUGUUGCUGUAAAACCUAUUAGAAAUCAUAAUGAUUAAAUCCAUUGUAAAAAAUUUGUAUUGAUGUAAAUAUGUCAAAAGUUUGCAGAAGUAUAAUUGUAAAUAUAUGUGUAUAGUGCUUUUAUUGUUCCAUAUUCAAUAUAAUAAGUGUAAUAUAAGUCAUAUUCUUGUCCUGUAUGGUAUUAAUUCCUCAGUAUUUCUAGCUCGAUCACUUGCCAAAUAGUCUGAGCUCUACAACAUUUGUUGGCGUGUGCGUCUACGAAAGGCUCUGGUUAAGGUAAAUGUGCAACAGCUUCCAUAUCACUGUUUCAACAACAUGAUUUCACUGAAACUUAACCCAUUUAUGCCUAGCGUCUAGAAAAAAGGCCUUGGCAAACAGAGAAGACCCAGAUGAGACGCCGCAUGAUGCGGCAUCUCAUCAGGGUCUGCGUUGUUUGCUUAAAGGAAUUUCUGUUAGAAAUAUUCUAAAUAUAGAAAUAAAUAAAGUAGACAUCCCUAAUUUUGGAAAUAAAUUGAUCCAAUUUAGAAGGAUGGGAGAGUCUACUAGGCAUAAAUGGGUUAAGGUAAAUGUGCAAUAGCUCCAUAUCACUGUUUCAACAACAUGAUUCAACUGAAACUUAACACAUGUUUUGUGCAAGGUGUUAAGGUAGCACACAUGAAGACCUUGCAUGGGAUUAAAGAGUUAUUUGCAUCAAAAUCUAUUAAUUGGUCAAACGUGUUGUUAAUCUAAAUUUUUCGAUUUAAUUUGCAUAUAACUAAAUAUGUAACUAUCAAAUAUGUUUUUAUAGUCAUAAUAUCACAUAAUGGACAGACAAUGUACAUUACACUAUGAAAGCAGCAGAAUGGUGGAGCGGGUUGUCUUGGGACAGAUCUUGUGUGUUAUCUUGUACAUUAUAAUGUGUAAACUGUUCACCAUUGUUUGUUGUCUUUUCCUUAUUUGUUACCAAAUACAUGACACAAUCUUUAUUUAAUGUUUAUUUUACUAAAUGUUGUUUAUUGUUCAAAAUGUUUUAUUUGGUCAGUUAAAAAUAAGAUUUAUUUUUCAUAUUUUAUUAACACAUACAUUAUUUAAUGAUGUUUACUUCUACUCAAAUUUGUAAUUUCAUAUUAAACAAUAUACUCACACUGUAGGAUGUGACUUUGGAGUAUGACAUCAAACUUGGAAUAGACUUCAUUUCAGGGAUUUUCUCAAUCAAAACUGUUCAUUUCAUGUUCUGAAUGUAUUUUUAUAAUAUUCUGUGUAUGCUUUUACGAUAAUAUGCACUUUUCCAUGACUUUUUCAUUAAUAGUGAUUGUGUGUUUAUCCUUUUAACUGUAUUUUUUAACAGUGUUUAAUCACACAUUGACACAGUUUCAUUUUCUACACAUUUUUUUAUCAAAGAGACAUCCAGUUUUGUUGAGAAAUCAAUUUAUAUAAUGCAAUAGUAAAUGCAAGUGUCUAUUUAACAUGCACAUUUAAUUUGUCAAAGUUAAUAAGUUUGACAGAUAAAACUGCAUAAAAUGGAUAAUUGAAAACAAACAGUUUGCUACAAGAUUAAUGUCUUAUUCCAACUUCACAUAAUAAUGUGUUUACUGAACAUUACAACCCACAAGUAUUUCCCUUUGGUUCAUUUUAAAUCUAAAAUAUAAAUGUGUGUACAUUUUUUUCUUUAUAUUCAAAUUGAUAAUAUAAUAUAUAUUAUUCAUAUGUACUUCCUUUGAUAUCAGGGUAACCAAUUACUUGUACCAUGACUGUAUGCUAGAUCUUUCAAAAAUACAAAGGACAUCUGUGUCAUUACUAAAGUAACAACUGACUUGAAAUUGUCUGUUUUAUGCAUGUAAGGUCACAGACUAAUGCCCAUCAUUUUUAUAACGUGAAAGAAGAAUUAAUAGUUGAGCAUGCCGUUUGGAAUAAUCUCUUGUGUUUUGUUUUCUUGCCUUAUUGAGAUUAAUAUUAUUAUUUAUAUUAUUUAUUUAUUUGCAUUAAUAAGAUUAAUCUUCAAAAUUCUCUUUACCAAAUUGUUAUUUAUUAUGCAGUAAUAUAUUACUACCAGUAUACAAGCAUGAUUAUAACAAUUAACAUAAAUGGAAAAAAACUAUUUGCAUACAUUAUGUUUAUACUAGUGAAUUAAAAUGUAACGUAACCUUAAAGUACAAAACAUAGUAAGUUUUACUUAUAAAAUAAAUGUAUUAAAUAUAAAUAAAAAAGUAUGUAUCUAAUGGGGGUUUUCCUUCAUAUUUAGAGGUGAAAACUGCAAUAUUUGUUCAAAAAUGUAUUUCUCAUUAAUCCAUGUAUUGCUGCUCAUGCUUGCAUUUGUAAUCACUCUGCAUAAAAUCUCAAAUAAAACAGCUUCUGAUAUUAA
Molecule: messenger RNA, 4191 nt
Organism: Dreissena polymorpha
Lineage: Eukaryota; Metazoa; Mollusca; Bivalvia; Myida; Dreissenidae
Exons: 6
Coding region: 134-760 (208 amino acids)
Source: RefSeq, a predicted model, not a curated record